Messenger RNA from Nematolebias whitei (Rio pearlfish), 665 nucleotides. Its product is annotated as triadin-like. Gene Ontology annotation, molecular function: signaling receptor binding. The record is from RefSeq and is a predicted model, not a curated record. NCBI's taxonomy places the organism in Eukaryota, Metazoa, Chordata, Actinopteri, Cyprinodontiformes, Rivulidae. Gene Ontology annotation, cellular component: sarcoplasmic reticulum; membrane. The transcript has 5 exons. Bases 1 to 450 code for a protein of 149 amino acids.
AUGACUGGUCAGAGCAGCAGCGUGGAGGUGGCCCCUCCGUCCCGGUCCAACCAGAGGACAUUUGUGGAUGAUGUCAUCUUAACCUUCACUUCACCGAUGGCCUGGCUGCUGAUUGUGGCUCUGAUCAUCACGUGGUCAGCUGUGGCCGUCGUCUUGUUUGAUUUGCUUGAUUAUAAAACUCUAACAGACUACACGUCAUACUGUGACGACCCCGUGUGUUUAUCACCUGGUCUCCCUCCUCCAUCAGCCUUCGGCAAAAGGGGUUUUAAGGCUCGAGUUGGAGUUCGCGCAGUUAAGUCAGGCCCAGCUGUCAUCGAGACUCAGGAGAGCUCUGAUUGGCUGGAGAUGGUUUGGACGUUUGUAGCCAGUCUGGUCGCGCCUGAUCAGGAAGAGGAAGGUAUUCAUCACCUAACUGAAACCCUCACAUCUUUCCAUUCAGAGGAACUCUGAGUAAAAGGAGGUGGAAUUAAAACAAGAAAAAUGGACGUGAUAUGUGGAGGGAAAGUGUGAAUAAGGAGGACGAACCAGUUUGAAAUGAUCUGAACAUGUCUAACACAAGUAUAAAAGAAAAUGAGUGGAACUUUUAAAAAAAAGGCAUCACGUCAGAGAAAUGUUUGUUUCUGUGUGUUCACAGUAAUUUGCUCAAUAAAAGAUCGACAUUAAAA